Microstroma glucosiphilum is the source of this 648-nucleotide messenger RNA. Its product is annotated as cyclophilin-like protein. The transcript has 2 exons. Lineage: Eukaryota; Fungi; Basidiomycota; Exobasidiomycetes; Microstromatales; Microstromataceae. Gene Ontology annotation, cellular component: catalytic step 2 spliceosome. Bases 45 to 563 code for a protein of 172 amino acids. Gene Ontology annotation, biological process: protein folding; protein peptidyl-prolyl isomerization. Gene Ontology annotation, molecular function: peptidyl-prolyl cis-trans isomerase activity. The record is from RefSeq and is a predicted model, not a curated record.
GCUCCUUUUCCCCCAUUCGCCUGUAUACUGCUAGAUCCCCUGCCAUGUCUUUGACCCUACACACCACUCAUGGACCUCUCAAGCUAGAGCUCUUCCUCUCCUCGUGUCCCAAGACCUGCAAUAACUUCCUUGCCCUUGCAGCCAGCGGCAAGUAUGAUGGCACGAUCUUCCACCGCAACCUCAAGGGGUUCAUGGUGCAGGGAGGCGAUGUGGUGUCCAAUAAUGGCAAGGGAGGCAUGAGCAUCUACGGUGGCAAGUUUGCUGAUGAGGUCAGGAGCAGUUUGAAGUUCAACACACGAGGACUUCUCUCCAUGGCCUCUUCGCAGCCCAACUCUAAUCUCUCUCAAUUCUUCAUCACCUACGCCCCCUUGCCCCACCUCGACGGCAAGCACACCAUCUUCGGCAAGGUCAUCGAUGGCGCCGAAGAUGGCGGGACAUUAGAUGCUAUGGAGGGACUACCAGUAGACGAAAAGGGCAGAGCCAUCGGUGGAAGUGCUUGCCGCAUCGUCAAGAUCGACAUUCAUGCCAACCCAAUUGCCAACGAAGCGAGGGAGGCUAGGUAGAGCAAGCAGUCUGGUGAUAGACCUGGUGAUCGCAAGAAAUCAUCAUGCGGUGCCAAGUCGGCCUCUCUUGCCCGACCGCUUUCCC